This is a messenger RNA of Manihot esculenta (cassava), 4777 nucleotides long. RefSeq names its product pentatricopeptide repeat-containing protein At5g41170, mitochondrial. The coding region runs from base 418 to 2691 and encodes 757 amino acids. The transcript is spliced from 6 exons. NCBI's taxonomy places the organism in Eukaryota, Viridiplantae, Streptophyta, Magnoliopsida, Malpighiales, Euphorbiaceae. The record is from RefSeq and is a predicted model, not a curated record. Gene Ontology annotation, molecular function: protein binding.
UCGUUAAGAGUCUUUCCUGUUACAAACAACUUGACAAAAAGAAAAAGAAAAAGAAAAAAGAGCUAGGUCAGCCGCCACAUCACUUUGUAGCCCGUAGCGGCGUUGUAGUUCCCCUUCAACAUUGCCGUUGCUCCCUCUCGUUGGCCGACUCCGUCGGUUGGGUUCACUAUCUUGAAGACAUACCCGUCUUUGUUUAGUUUUAACCAGAGGAGCCUAUAAUGCUGCCUAGCCCUCUCCCUCGGUUCCUUCUAAGAAAAUUGUUUUCUUUUAGAAUUUCGAUGCCGUGAAGGAAUCAAUAAUUUUACCAAGUAAGAUUCCCAAAAACUGAGGUUUAGCUUUUAGAAACUUUAUUUGUGGCAACGCCUCUGGGAUUAUGCAAAUUCAAGUUUUUAACUCGCCUGAGCAAUCUGGAUAUUAAUGGGUAUUUGCUUUUAUUCGAAAGCAUACUCAUUGAAAUCAACUUUACUUGGCGUAGUUGUUUCUCGUGAAAGGUCUCUUGUUAAAGUUCAUUAUUCAGCUGUAUCUGCAAUGUUGUUAGAAGACCAUGUGGUCAAUUAUAUUCCCAUGAGUGAAAGUGAUAUCUUUGGAAAAGCAAGCAAACCCUUCAAUCAAAGAAAGCGUGGAUUGUUUCCAUUUGUUGUAACGGUGUUCAAGACCUUGAAUUGGGAACUUACAAAAGACACAAGCUUCUCCAAAACAGUUAGCUGCCAUGGGGUCUCUCAUUCAAUUAAUGCCUUCAGAAUCAUUGUUCACGCUUUUGCGUCGGCUGGCUUGCAGAUGGAAGUACAAUUCUUGCUUAGGGAUAUCAUUUCCUAUUAUAAGAAACUUCAUUUAGAUGUUUCGCAGUUGCAUUCAGCUUUGCUAAGUUCACCACAUGAUGCCCGUAUGGUAAUUUCCACUAUUAUAAUCAAUAUACUCAUAAAAGUUUAUGCUGAGAAUAAGAUGCUUGAGAAUGCAUUAGAUGUGUUUGUGCAGGCAAAAAAAUUUGGGCUUGAAGCAAACAUUUUAUCCUGUAAUUACUUGCUCAAGUGUUCUUUGGAAGCCAAUCAAUUUGAGUUUGCUAGCAGACUGUUUAAAGAGUUGAAGGAUUUUGGGCCAUCACCUAAUGUGUACACCUAUACUAUUAUGAUGAAUUAUUAUUGUAAAGAAAAUCUUGGGCAGAAUAUAGAUAUUGUGCGAGCAACUGGGUUUCUAGAGGAAAUGGAAUUGAAAGGGAUGGACCCUACAAUUGUAACUUAUGGUGCAUAUAUUCAUGGUCUUUGUAAAGCUGGUUACGUUGAGUUUGCUUUGGGAUUUAUCCAGGAUUUGAGAAUUAGGAAUCAGCAUCUUAACUGUUACAGUUAUAAUGCCAUCAUUCAUGGGUUUUGCCAAAAAGGUGAACCUUAUAAAGCUUUGAAGCUUUUGCAAGAUAUGAGGAACCAUGGACCAUUUCCAGAUCUUUAUAGUUACACCAUAUUGAUUGAUGGGUUUUGCAAGAAUGGGGAUGUAGAAAAAGCUGUCGAUUUGAUAGAAGAAAUGGUUCAUCAUAAUUUAAAACCAUCCCUAGUUACAUACAGCGCUCUUUUUACUGGUCUUUGUAAGUACAGACUGACUGAUGUUUGUCUAGAUAUGUUCCGCAAGCUCGGUGCUUCAGGAUACGAAUAUGAUAUAAUGUCUUACAAUAUCUUAGUGGAUGGGUUUGUAUUGCAUGGUGAUAUGGAAUCUGCCAGUAAACUUGUCUGUGAGAUCACAAGGAAUGGUUUGGUUCCUAACACUUUCAGUUUUGGUAGGCUGAUCUAUGGGUUCUGCAAAAGGGGGCUCUUAAAUAAAGCCUUGGAAGUUUUAAGCAUAAUGCUACAGUCUGGUGUCCCACCAACUACUUUCACUUGCAAUGUUAUUGCUGAUGAAUAUUGCAGAGGAGGACUCUUCAUGGAAGCUUUGAAAUUCAUAAAUAAAAUGCAAAACUUUGGCUUCGUCCCUGAUACAUACACAUAUAAUAUAGUUAUUAAGUGGCUGUGCAAGGGGAAAAAAUCUGAUAAAGCAUGGGAAGUUCUUCCUGUAAUGAUUAAAAACAAUGUUUUUCCUGGUGUUGUUCAUUAUAGUACCAUAAUAGAUGGAUUUGUCAAACAAUCAAAUCCGACAAAGGCCUUGCUAUUUUAUACAAAAAUGUUAAGGGGUGGUAUCCUACCAAGCGUGGUCACUUAUACAAUUCUCAUCAACAUGUUCUCCUGUAGGAACAAUAUGCACGAAGCUUGUAAUUUGUUUAAGGAGAUGACUGAAAGGGGUUUGUUUCCAGAUAAAAUUACUUAUUCAUGUCUUAUUGAUGGGUUUUGUAGAGUUGAAAAUAUGAAGAGGGCUUGGGCAUUGUAUAAAGAAAUGUUGCAGCAGGGCCAGUCACCCAAUGUUGUUACUUAUACCUGCCUUAUUGAUGGAUUUUGCAAGUUAAAGCGUAUGGAUAUGGCCAACUUGUUGAUGGAUGAAAUGAAGAGAAAUAAUGUGAAACCUGAUGUAUUGACAUAUACUGCUCUCAUUUCUGGGUAUCAAAGACUUGGAUAUGGUGAUAAAGCUCAAGGUUUGUUUGAUGAAAUGAAAGAGAAGGGCAUUGUGCCAGAUCAUAUCGCCUAUGCAGCAUCAGGACGAGCUAGUCCCCGGUUUGGAUGCCAGAGGUCAUUUGGAGGAAAUGAUGUGACAGCGACCAAAUGGCUCAAAUAAAUAGAUAAUCCUAGCUGACGACGAUUUUUGGAAGAUAGCACUGGCAGUACUUAUUUCAGUUCAUAAUGCAAUUGCUUUUGCACUUUCGGCGGCAGGUUCGGCGGCCGAAAGUCCCUCCAGAGCCGAAAGUCAGGCAGGUUCGGCGGCACCUUCGGCGGCCUUUGUGACCGUACAUAUGAAAUUCAGAUCACCCUUCAAUGAAGCAAAAGCUAUGAGCCCCUUGCAUUUGCAAGGUUUGGUGGGAAUGUGGCCUCUGUUUUGGCUUCCUCAAUGAGAUUCAAGACCAGGUGUUAGGGUCUGUAACUCUGCAUUGUGCUUGGAGUUUAGCCAGGUAUGCGUUGGUUUUGCUACAGUGCUCUUUAGGCUUUUUCUUUUUUGCAGCUUGGAUUUAUUUGUUUUUAGCUAUUUUGAACAGAUUUUGUGUUCGUCUCUUUUAUCUUUGGCUGCUCUGUUCUUUUCUGGCGUUUGGAGAAUUUACAACUUUGAACUAUUACUAGGAGCAUCCUAUUUGUUAAUAUAUAUAGAGGACACGCAUUUGACUUGUGCUUUCUAUAGAUCAAUUGGAUGGGCUUUUUCGAGCAUUGACUAUGCAUGAAAAAAGGUGUUCCAUUUCCUUGUAUUUUAUUACUUUUUCCUUAAGUUAUAGUUUGCCUUCGUUUGUUCUGCUUAUCUAGUCGUUGUUCUAUGUUGCUAUUUAGGUGAUUUACUGUAUGGGCAUGAAUAAAAAUUUUGGUUUUUAGUGCCCAAUUUUGGGAGUUUGGACCUAUUAGUAUGUGCUCCACUUUUUGGAUUUACAUCAUUUAGGAAGUAUGAUUGAGCCGUAACAGUGAACUUCGAACUUUUUAUUUAUCAGUAGUGUUCUGUUUCAUUGUCAUUGAUUUAGCUUGGGCUUUUUUUUUUUCUUCUUCUGUUGAAGAUAGGAGUUUCAUUGAUUAAAAGCAAUGGGGAAGAUCCCUUACAAACUGAAGCUGAAGAAAAAAGUCACUACAAAAGGAAUGAUCCUGAAUUGCUUUUUGAGCUAGAACAUGUGCAAGUUUGAUCACUAGAGUUUAAUCCGUUUCUCUUUCAUUUGUUGCAUAAAUUUGUUUCUCUUUCAUAUGCACAGCUGAUCCCCCUUCUUCUUUUCCUACACAUAUACAUACAUACACACACACAUAUAUAUAUAUGUAAUUAUGUAUAUGUAUAUAUAUAGGUAUGAUGCACAUUGGAGUGAUUUGAUUUUUCUCUCAGGAACCAUGGAUUUUCAUACGGUAAAUGUUUGUUCAUUGCCUUUUUUAGCUUAAUUUCAUGGAUCAUAUUUUAAAUUGUAUUUACGCACCAGCUAUAUAAAGUUGUGGGAUUGCUAUAAAUUUCAUGGAUCAUAGAAGUGUUAUGCUGUCACCCUCUGGAGAAGACUACCUGUCAUCUGUCUGCAUGUGCCCCUGAGUGAUUGGUUCAAUCCUCCUUUAUGCUUGCGUUCCACUCUGAUAGAGUCAAUCCAUGAUGAAUAUCUGGUUGGAUCUAACGGAUAGCUCAAAAAUCAGGAGCACGGUGAUAAUGUUAUUGUCCUCCUGGUGUUUUUUUCUUUGGAAAGUAUGUAAAGUCUUUGAGCAGAGACUUCCAUACCACAUCAGGAAGUGAUCAAUGCAGCUCCACACACCUUGAUGAGUCUCUUAACUCAGAGCAGAAUAUGCAAGUUGCUGAAAAUCAAGUUGAUGAGGUCCUCGUCUUUAACCCUUCCCCAGAUUUUCAUUAAGAUAAACUUUGAUGCUGCGUACUGUAAAAGAAGGAAUGAGGGAUUCUAUCUUUGCUGGCUCGUGCCAAAGGCUCAGGCGGGUGAUUUGCGAAGGUGAUUCAUCAUCUCUUAUCAGAGGAAUAGCAAAGCAACAGACCUUCAUUCAGAUACAAGCUAUAGUUGAUGAUAUUUUAACACUUAUUUCCACAUUGACUUUAGAUUUCUUGUUUUUUAGGAGACAAUGUAACUGGGUAGCUCACAAUUUAGCUGCAAAGGUUCUUAGGGAUGAUUGCUUUUUGUACAAUCCCUUAGAACAAGUGACUUCUGUUUCCUCUCUGAACAGGGCCUGCAAUACAUUACCUUCUAGACAAA